Zea mays is the source of this 1647-nucleotide messenger RNA. RefSeq names its product AT-hook motif nuclear-localized protein 17. The record is from RefSeq and is a predicted model, not a curated record. Lineage: Eukaryota; Viridiplantae; Streptophyta; Magnoliopsida; Poales; Poaceae. The transcript has a single exon. Gene Ontology annotation, cellular component: nucleus. Gene Ontology annotation, molecular function: DNA-binding transcription factor activity; minor groove of adenine-thymine-rich DNA binding. The coding region runs from base 349 to 1383 and encodes 344 amino acids.
CACCUCGCUGCCUGUCGCUCCCACUAGCAGCAGCAGGCACCGCCUACCCUCCCUCGACCUCGAGGCUUCACGCUUCAGGGAUCAGGCCCAUCCUCCUGUUUCUGUUCCUGCUACUGUGCUCUUCUCAUCUUUCUCUCACAUCGCUUUCUUAUCGGACCCCUCCCUUACGAAGUCCAGACUCCAGAGACCUCUCUCGUCGUCGCCGAAGCAUCACUCGCAGCUGCCCUCGCCACUUGCCGCCGCCCGUGCUCUACAUCUCUCUCUAGCUAGCUGUCGCAGCCACAUCUUUCCGGCUUGUACCACUCGAUUUGCUAAGUGUUGUCUCUCUUUCUCGCGACCAAGCUCCUCAUGUCGCUUGGCAAAAGAGACAUGAGUCAGGAGCGCCUGUACCAAGAUCGCAAGGACGUGCCGCCCAUCCACUUCACCACGCCGCCGCCGCCGCCAUCCCACCACCACCCCCAGCAGCACGGUAGACACGGUGAGCAGCAGCAGCAGCUGGAGUGCUUCUCCGAUGAGGUGGACAGCCGCGGGAGCGCCGAGCGGAAGGAGCCCGCCAGUGGUGGGGCACCGGUGGUGCCGGGUGGCGGCGACGACGGGGCGAGCAUCGAGUUGUCCAAGAAGCGGAGGGGCCGGCCCCCGGGGUCCAAGAACAAGCCGAAGCCGCCCGUGGUGGUCACGCGGGAGGCGGAGCCGGCCGCCGCGAUGCGCCCCCACGUGAUCGAGAUCCCCUGCGGCUGCGACGUGGCCGACGCGCUCGCUCGCUUCGCGGCACGGCGGAACCUCGGGAUCUGCGUGCUCGCGGGGACGGGCGCCGUCGCCAACGUGUCGCUCCGCCACCCGUCGCCCGGCGGGCCCGCCGUCAUGUUCCACGGGCAGUACGAGGUCCUGUCCAUCUCCGCCACGUUCCUGCCCCCCGCCAUGUCCGCCGUGGCGCCGCAGGCCGCCGCCGCCGCCGCGUGCCUCUCCAUCUCGCUGGCGGGGCCGCACGGGCAGAUCGUCGGCGGCGCCGUGGCCGGCCCGCUGUACGCCGCGUCCACCGUCGUCCUCGUCGCGGCCGCCUUCACUAACCCCACCUUCCACCGCCUCCCAGCGGACGACGACGCGUCCGUGUCCGUGUCCGUCUCCGUCUCGCUCUCCGCCGGCAGCGGCGAUCCAGCAGACGAGCACCGAGGCGGCCACCAAGACCGCAGGGAGCAGCCGCCGCAAGAGCAUCGUCCUCUCGCCGUACGGCGCCAGCCCGCGCCGCACCCUGCCUCGGCAGCGCAGACCGUGGAGCCGUGCGGACCACCGGAUGUGCCCAUCUACGCCGCUUGCCACCCGCAGCCGCAUGACGUGAUGUGGCCGCCGCCACCUCGCGCGCCGCAAAUGCCGCCGCCGUACUGAUCGCGUACUCGGUGAUCAAUCGUCGAUUCGUCGGUGGUACGUGUCUACUACUGCACUCGCUCUACAUGUGAGCAGGUUAGUGACGUGACGCGGUGCGCGCUCCCGCGCUCCAUCUACAUUGACCUUAGCUGCUGGCCAGCUCCUAGCUAGCUAGGGUUUAACUCUCCCUUUUCGCGUUGAUCUGCAUUACAAGAAGAUCGCACGCUGCUGCUAUUGUUUCUUUCAAACUAAUUGGAACAAGCAGUGCAUGAGUUCUUGUGAUCU